Ixodes scapularis (black-legged tick) is the source of this 1047-nucleotide messenger RNA. RefSeq lists its product as uncharacterized. NCBI's taxonomy places the organism in Eukaryota, Metazoa, Arthropoda, Arachnida, Ixodida, Ixodidae. The record is from RefSeq and is a predicted model, not a curated record. The transcript is spliced from 5 exons. The coding region runs from base 1 to 1047 and encodes 348 amino acids.
AUGCAGCUUUCCUUGAGAUUGGGGAUCACCAUAAAUGGAAUCAAGGGUCCUUCUCCGCUAAUGAAUCUACCAGGAUUUGAUCUUGUGGCCGGAGUGAGCGUCGAGUAUAUGCACGCCGUUCUUCAAGGAGCAGCAAAGCAGUUUACAGAACUGCUGCUUUCUUCAUCCAACUCUCAAAAACGGUUCUACAUAGGAGCACCAUCCUGCGUGGCACGGGUCAACAGCCGCCUCCUCCAGAUCAAGCCACCACACUGUGUGACAAGGCUGCCUCGUUCACUCAACGAGCGCAGUUUCUGGAAAGCGUCAGAGUGGAGACUCUGGCUUCUGUUUUAUGCUCUUCCUUGCCUCGUGGACAUUCUGCCUCUGGAGUAUUGGAAACAUCUCUCCAAGCUCUCGCAAGCAAUACACAUCUUGCUACGUGACACCAACACAGCCGACGAGAUCAAGCGUGCAGAAAAUCUGCUGAUCGACUUUGUUGGUCGCUGUGAGGCCUUGUAUGGAGUGGCUUCGCUUACGUUCAACGUGCACCAGCUCCUCCACCUGCCAAACUCCGUGCGUCAGUUGGGACCACUUUGGGCGCAAUCCGCAUUUGUUUUCGAGGGAGGAAACGGAAAGUUGGUGAAGCUGGUCUCUGCAGCUAGAGGACUUCCGGAUCAAAUCAUAGAGCGAGUCGUAAUGACGCAGCAGCUUGAAUGCCUUCUGGCAGAUAGCAACGUGGCAAUCACUGCCAAUGAGCGGAGUGUGUGUGAAAGAUUUCUUGAUUAUUCACACAUCCAGAAUGCCUGCUAUGUUGAUGAAGCAUGCUUGCUAGGACGUGAAAAAGCUGCCAUUCUAACAGCUAUCGAGGAACGUGCGCUAGAGGUCUACGGUGGGACAGGCACAGUUGGCAGCGCUUUGGAAUACCAGCGUUUUGUGUACAAGGGGCAGGUAGACAUCUGUAAGGUGCUGAAACCCGAGGACAUUAAGGCCAACUGCCUUUUCAUGGUGUUUCCGGCUGACAGCAAGUGCUUUGUGUGCGACAUGCCGAACAAAAUUGAGAGGGACUAA